CCAUACUUUACUCCGCACAGAAUCCGACUGGGAAAUACAUCAUGAACGCAAAGACCGUCGUCAUCCUAUCCUGCCUAGUUGCUCUGGCCGUAGGGCGUCCCGACAGCCCUCCAGCGCCCGUAGGAUACGGGUAUGAGGAGCCGGAACACCCCCUGAGCUACCACGCCCCAGAGAAGCAUGAGAAGGGGAUGCCAUUCGACUUCGCCUACGACGUCAAGGACAGCUACAAGGGCGUCGACUUCGGCCACAACUCCAACUCCGACGGGAAGGUCGUGACCGGCGAAUACCGAGUCGUCCUCCCCGACGGUCGCACUCAGAUCGUCACUUACACCGCCGACCACUACAACGGAUACCAGGCCGAGGUCAGGUACGAGGGCGAAGCCCAGUACCCUGAACCCAAGCCCUAUGCCCCUUCUCCAUCCUACGGUGCCCCUAAACCCACUUAUGGGGCUCCAGAACCCACGUACGAAGAACCUGACCCAGUCUAUGGAACCCCAGCUCCUACUUACGAGGAACCUAAGGCUCUCUAUGGCGCACCAGAUCACUAAUAAUAUGUCUUAAAUUAUUUUUCUUAUUUAUCUUAAGUAAAUAAAAUGCAAUGCAAAUCA
Molecule: messenger RNA, 608 nt
Organism: Macrobrachium nipponense
Lineage: Eukaryota; Metazoa; Arthropoda; Malacostraca; Decapoda; Palaemonidae
Product: larval cuticle protein 9-like
Exons: 3
Coding region: 42-548 (168 amino acids)
Cellular component (GO): extracellular matrix
Source: RefSeq, a predicted model, not a curated record